GGGAAGGAAGAGGAGGCGGGAUCCGGGCGCUGCGUUGGCUGCGGCCUGGCACCAAGGGGGCGGCCCCAGCGGAGUGCAGACCCGGUGGCUCCUGGCGAUUAUGGACCCGGCCGAGGCGGUGCUGCAGGAAAAAGCGCUCAAGUUUAUGUGCUCUAUGCCCAGGUCUCUGUGGCUGGGCUGCUCCAGCCUGGCGGACAGCAUGCCUUCGCUGCGAUGCCUGUAUAACCCAGGGACUGGCGCACUCACAGCUUUCCAGAAUUCCUCAGAGAGAGAAGACUGUAAUAAUGGCGAACCCCCUAGGAAGAUAAUACCAGAGAAGAAUUCACUUAGACAGACUUACAACAGCUGUGCCAGACUCUGCUUAAACCAAGAAACAGUAUGUCUAGCAAGCACUGCUAUGAAGACUGAAAAUUGUGUGGCCAAAACAAAACUUGCCAAUGGCACUUCCAGUAUGAUUGUGCCCAAGCAACGGAAACUCUCGGCAAGCUAUGAGAAGGAAAAGGAACUGUGUGUCAAAUAUUUUGAGCAGUGGUCAGAGUCCGAUCAAGUGGAAUUUGUGGAGCAUCUUAUAUCUCAAAUGUGUCAUUAUCAGCAUGGGCACAUAAACUCGUAUCUUAAACCUAUGUUGCAGAGGGAUUUCAUAACAGCUCUGCCAGCUCGGGGUUUGGAUCACAUUGCUGAGAACAUUCUCUCAUACCUGGAUGCCAAAUCACUAUGUGCUGCUGAACUUGUGUGCAAAGAAUGGUACCGAGUGACAUCUGAUGGCAUGUUAUGGAAAAAGCUCAUUGAGAGAAUGGUCAGGACAGAUUCUCUGUGGAGAGGCCUGGCAGAACGAAGAAGGUGGGGACAGUAUUUAUUCAAAAAUAAACCUCCUGAUGGGAAUGCUCCUCCCAACUCUUUUUAUAGAGCACUUUAUCCUAAAAUUAUACAAGACAUUGAGACAAUAGAAUCUAAUUGGAGAUGUGGAAGACAUAGUUUACAGAGAAUUCACUGCCGAAGUGAAACAAGCAAAGGUGUUUACUGUUUACAGUAUGAUGAUCAGAAGAUAGUAAGCGGCCUUCGAGACAACACGAUCAAGAUCUGGGAUAAAAGCACAUUGGAAUGCAAGCGAAUUCUCACAGGCCACACGGGUUCUGUCCUAUGUCUUCAGUAUGACGAGAGGGUGAUCAUAACUGGAUCAUCGGAUUCCACGGUCAGAGUGUGGGAUGUAAAUACAGGUGAAAUGCUAAACACGUUGAUUCACCAUUGUGAAGCAGUUUUGCACUUGCGUUUCAAUAACGGCAUGAUGGUGACUUGUUCCAAAGACCGUUCCAUUGCUGUAUGGGAUAUGGCCUCCCCAACUGACAUCACCCUCCGGAGGGUGCUUGUCGGACACCGAGCAGCCGUCAAUGUUGUAGACUUUGAUGACAAGUACAUUGUUUCUGCAUCUGGAGAUAGGACUAUAAAGGUAUGGAACACAAGUACUUGUGAAUUUGUAAGGACCUUAAAUGGACACAAACGUGGUAUCGCCUGUUUGCAGUACAGAGACAGGCUGGUCGUGAGUGGCUCAUCUGACAACACUAUCAGAAAGGAAAUAAAUUACAUUGAAAGCAGUACAUUUUUGCAUGGAUUAUGGGACAUAGAAUGUGGUGCAUGUUUACGAGUAUUAGAAGGCCAUGAGGAAUUGGUGCGCUGUAUUCGAUUUGAUAACAAGAGGAUAGUCAGUGGAGCCUAUGAUGGAAAAAUUAAAGUAUGGGAUCUUGUAGCUGCUUUGGACCCCCGUGCUCCUGCAGGGACUCUCUGUCUGCGGACCCUUGUGGAGCAUUCUGGAAGAGUUUUCCGACUCCAGUUUGACGAAUUCCAGAUUGUCAGUAGUUCACAUGAUGACACAAUCCUCAUCUGGGACUUUCUAAACGAUCCAGCUGCCCAAGCUGAACCGCCCCGUUCCCCUUCUCGAACAUACACCUAUAUCUCCAGAUAAAUAAUCACACACUGACCUCAUAUUUGCCCAGGACUCAUUAAAGUUGCGGUAUUUAAUGUAUCUGCCAAUACCAGGAUGAGCAACAACAGUAACAAUCAAAAUACUACCCACUUUCCCCGGACUAGCCGAGGAGCAGGGCUUUGAGACUCCUGCUGGGACACAGUUGGUCUGCAGUCGACCCAGGAGGGUCUUCUCAGUACAGCUGACUGCUUCCGUGCUGCUAUCAGAAGAUGUCUUUUAUCUUUCGUGAAUGAUUGGAACUUUUAAACCUCACCUCACUUCCCCUCCUCUUUCCCCUCUGCACCUGUUUUUUCCUCAUUUGGUUCCAGACAAAGAUGACUUAUAAAUAUAUUUAGUGUUUUGCCAGAA
Molecule: messenger RNA, 2329 nt
Organism: Pteropus alecto (black flying fox)
Lineage: Eukaryota; Metazoa; Chordata; Mammalia; Chiroptera; Pteropodidae
Gene: BTRC
Product: beta-transducin repeat containing E3 ubiquitin protein ligase
Exons: 16
Coding region: 101-1960 (619 amino acids)
Molecular function (GO): protein dimerization activity
Source: RefSeq, a predicted model, not a curated record